Cooperia oncophora is the source of this 210-nucleotide messenger RNA. Lineage: Eukaryota; Metazoa; Nematoda; Chromadorea; Rhabditida; Trichostrongylidae. The record is from the annotation of a GenBank genome assembly.
AUGAGGCAUCUGAUUGUAGUUUUUGCCUGGGUAACAGCUUCAGAGGCUUGUUCCUGCUUGCCAUUCACUUCAUUAAAAGAUGUAUUCUGCGCUUCAGACUUUGUAUCUCAUGUGAAAGUGAAGUCAGAGGAUGAUCUAAACAGAAAUCCCGACGACUUUGAGGACAUCAGUUACACCGUAGAACAUAUCUGCGUUUAUCGACCAGACUGA